AUGGGGGACUUUUGGGCCUCGGUAAAGGGAGGAACUGGAGAGAGAGAAUGUCUCUUUUUAAAUGCUUGGGAGGCUCCAGGUCUCUUCACCCUGUUGGUAGAAGAUUUUGGAGUUAAAGGGGUGCAGGUUGAGGAAAUCUACGAUCUACAAAGCAAAUGCCAGGGUCCUGUGUACGGGUUCAUCUUCCUCUUCAAAUGGAUUGAGGAGCGCCGGUCCCGCCGGAAGGUCUCCACCCUGGUGGACGAGACGUCGGUGAUCGACGAUGACAUUGUCAAUAAUAUGUUCUUUGCUCAUCAGCUGAUUCCCAACUCCUGUGCCACCCACGCCUUGCUGAGCGUCCUCCUGAACUGCAGCAGUGUGGACCUGGGGCCGACGCUGAGUCGCAUGAAGGAUUUCACCAGGGGGUUCAGCCCAGAGAGUAAAGGCUAUGCCAUUGGGAAUGCUCCGGAGCUGGCCAAGGCCCAUAACAGCCAUGCCAGGCCAGAGCCUCGGCACCUGCCGGAGAAGCAGAACGGAAUCAGCGCCGUGCGCACCAUGGAGGCUUUCCACUUCGUCAGUUACGUUCCCAUCAAGGGGCGGCUCUUCGAGUUGGACGGGCUGAAGGUCUAUCCCAUCGACCACGGGCCGUGGGCUGAGGAUGAGGAGUGGACGGAUAAAGCCAGGAGAGUGAUCAUGGAGCGAAUCGGCCUGGCCACCGCAGGGGAGCCGUACCACGACAUCCGCUUCAACCUGAUGGCGGUGGUGCCCGACCGGAGGAUGAAGUACGAAGCGAGGCUGCACGUCCUGAAGAUGAACAGGCAGACUGUGCUGGAGGCCCUGCAGCAGCUCAUCCGGGUAACUCAGCCGGAGCUGAUCCAGACCCAGAAGUCCCAGGAGUCUCAGGCGGCCGAGCAGCCCAGGCCAGCCGGCAGCAAGGCCUGUGCAGCACCGGAGACGAGCAGAGCCCAGCCGACCCCGGAGAGCUCGCACCCCGGUACGGGAUUCGACUCGACGGGCCAGGGCCACCCCGCCUCUGCACAGAGCCUGCCCCACAGGUCCAAGGUGGGAGCCAAGGCCCCUGGGAGCUGCCUCAACGGGGCUCCCGCAAACCCCAACCCCAUCGUGCAGCGACUCCCGGCCUUUCUGGAUAACCACAACUACGCCAAGUCGCCCAUGCAGGAGGAGGAGGACCUGGCCGCAGGGGUGGGCCGGAGCCGGGUUCCCGUUCACCAGCACUACUCCGAUGACGAGGACGACUACGACGACGAGGAGGAGGAAGUUUGUAGCGCUGCCGCGGCCAUCAGGGCGGACGAGAAGGAGGCGAGCGAGCCAGGCGACAGCAGAGAGAAGGUGGCGCUCUGCCGGCCCAGUGACCACCCUUGCGGGGAGAAGUAUUCGCCCAAGACUGGCCCUGUGCCGCUGUCCGGCGGGGCCUUCCCUUUCCCCGUCCUGGGCCCCGCGCCGCACUGGGGCAGGGGGCUCACGCUCUGCUCGGCUCUGCCAGGAGCUGCUGGCGAGAUUGUGAACUACGAGGCCUGCCUGAAGGAGGAGGUGGAGAAGAGGAAGAAGUUCAAGAUCGACGACCAGAGAAGAACCCACAACUACGACGAGUUCAUCUGCACCUUCAUCUCCAUGCUGGCUCAGGAAGGCAUGCUGGCCAGCCUUGUGGAGCAGAACAUCUCGGUGCGCAGGCGGCAAGGCGUCAGCAUCGGGCGUCUGCACAAGCAGAGGAAGCCGGACCGCCGGAAACGCUCCCGGCCCUACAAAGCCAAGCGCCAGUAGCCGGGAGGGGAGCAGAGAUGCCAGCGCUCGGCCCAGGGAGACGGACCCAACGGGAACGCCGGGGCUGGCUCGCCCCGUGCUGGAAUAGAGCCGGCGCCCACCCCGUGAG
Molecule: messenger RNA, 1870 nt
Organism: Pelodiscus sinensis (Chinese soft-shelled turtle)
Lineage: Eukaryota; Metazoa; Chordata; Testudines; Trionychidae
Source: RefSeq, a predicted model, not a curated record